Molecule: messenger RNA, 1495 nt
Organism: Eucalyptus grandis
Lineage: Eukaryota; Viridiplantae; Streptophyta; Magnoliopsida; Myrtales; Myrtaceae
Product: BTB/POZ domain-containing protein At4g08455-like
Exons: 4
Coding region: 492-1235 (247 amino acids)
Biological process (GO): regulation of proteolysis; proteasome-mediated ubiquitin-dependent protein catabolic process
Cellular component (GO): cytoplasm
Molecular function (GO): ubiquitin protein ligase binding
Source: RefSeq, a predicted model, not a curated record
GGAGCCCUUCGGGAAGAGCUGGGCUUCAGCCUCUUCGGCCGUGGCAGAAAUCAUCAAUUUCGCAAAACCCAUCGACAACGACCCCUCUUGAAUCCCGAAGUACACCGGCAAUUGCACCUCCCGGCUCACCCUCGACGACAGGCCCACCGACGUUCAGCUUAAAGGCGGCAUCUUUAGGCGGUAUCCACCGGGCAGGUUCGAUUUCAUUAUAUUUCCUCUUCGAAUUUUCCGUUGGGUUCCCCCGGAGACGGGUGCGUUCCGUGAUUUCCAUAUCUCCCACAAGACAAGAGCCAUACUCUCCCAGGUCGGUCGGUUGUCUUUUCGCUCCAUUACUUCCAGAGGCCAUUCUUCGAUUCUUGAAGUUACAGCGGGCAUAAUAGUGGGUGAGUGAUGGCUUGGAAUUCUUCACUGUUUUUGGGUUCUAUUCUACUAUGUAUGGGCUCCAUAAGUGACUGAGCGCAAGGUAGGAGCACCAGGAGGAGACCAAGUCCAUGCGGUGCAUAUUAGAGGAGCACGUCAUGCGUGACGCCAGCAUGUGCAAGGAGUGCUACGAGGAGGCGAGCGAGACCGUGGAAGAGCUCGAGCGAGAGAUCGAGGAUUUGAAGGCCGAGGUCGCCUUCUUGAGAUCAUGCUCGCCGACCGACCACCACCACCACCUCAAUGGUCACUCCCAUGGCCCUGAGUUCACCGAUGUCAUCUUGGUCACCGCUGUGGAUGGUCCCAACAGAGGCCUGUCAAUGCCGGUGCCAGCUCACAAGACCAUUCUGGCUAGCCAGUCCCCAGUAUUUAAAGCAAUGCUCGAGAAUGAGAUGGAAGAAAGCCGAAGCGGCAUUAUUAAUAUAAAUGAUGCAUCAUAUGAUGCCCUCCGAGCAUUUGUCCACUGUCUUUCUGUUGAAGCAUUGCUUGAUGAGCAAAUGGCUUAUGAGCUGUUAGUAUUGGCUGAAAAGUACCAAGUGGAGCACCUCAAAGCUUAUUGUGAGAUGAUCUUGAUAUCCAAAUUAAAUUGGGAUAACUCGAUCAUAAACUAUGCCUUUGCGCACCAGCACAAUGCGAAGCAUCUCCUUGAGGCUGCCUUGUCCUUAAUCAUGGUCAACAUGGAUAAACUAAGAAAACACCCUAAAUAUUCAGAACUCGUUGAAAAGGACGCAAGCCUCGUGAUAGAGAUAUGGGAAGCAUUUUUUUGGAAAGCUCGACAAAUAAAAUCGGUGGGUGAGUUUAUACUUUUUUGUUCCUAACUGCUGGUAUUUUGAGUUUCAGAUAACUUUUUUGCCUGAUUUGUUGAUAGAUUCAGGGAUGCAAUUUGAAGUGUUGUCAGAUUAAAAGUGAGCUUUUAGUUAAGCAAAGUGCGCAUGCAAUGUCACGACAGCCGCUUGGUCUUACUCAAUAAAUGCUUGACGGAUGUAAUAAUGGCUUUUAUGGGUUCUAAUAUGCUUUCUCUUUUAUAAGAAUGUACUAACUAUGCUGAAAUUGGUCAUGAUAUUCAUCUAUAUUGUGA